This is a messenger RNA of Chelonia mydas (Green sea turtle), 666 nucleotides long. Its product is annotated as olfactory receptor 10A3. Lineage: Eukaryota; Metazoa; Chordata; Testudines; Cheloniidae. Gene Ontology annotation, cellular component: membrane. Gene Ontology annotation, biological process: G protein-coupled receptor signaling pathway. The coding region runs from base 1 to 666 and encodes 221 amino acids. The transcript has 2 exons. Gene Ontology annotation, molecular function: G protein-coupled receptor activity; olfactory receptor activity. The record is from RefSeq and is a predicted model, not a curated record.
AUGAUGAAUCCAGAACAGGGAAAUCAAACGUCCAUAGCAGAAUUCAUCCUCCUGGGAUUCGGCACUCUCCCUGAACUGCAAAUCCUUCUUUUCCUGCUGUUUCUAGUGAUCUACAUUACAACCAUGGCUGGGAACAUCCUCAUUGUGGUGCUUAUUCUGGUUUAUCGCCACCUUCACAACCCCAUGUACUUCUUCCUUGGGAACUUGUCCUGCCUGGAGACCUGCUACACUUCAACCAUCCUGCCCAGCAUGCUGGAUGGUCUCUUGAGUGCCCUGAUAAAUCUCUCCUGUAAUGAUCCUCACCUGAUGGAAAUGUUGGCUUUCACACUCAGCUUGAUUUUCUUACUGGUCCCAUUCCUAAUUACCUUGAUGUCCUACAUCUGCAUCAUUGUGACCAUCCUGAGAAUCCCUUCCACCACCGGGAGGCAAAAGGCAUUUUCCACCUGCUCCUCCCACCUCAUUGUGGUGACCAUGUAUUAUGGAACUCUACUGUUUGCCUAUAUGUUCCCAACAACCAACACACUGAGAGACUUCAAGAAAGUUGUCUCUGUCAUCUACACUAUCCUGACUCCCCUGCUCAAUCCCCUCAUCUACAGCCUGAGAAACAAAGAGGUCAAGGAGGCUCUGAGGAAAGCUAGCAGUAAAUUCAUGUUUGGACGACACUAA